Molecule: messenger RNA, 7101 nt
Organism: Knipowitschia caucasica
Lineage: Eukaryota; Metazoa; Chordata; Actinopteri; Gobiiformes; Gobiidae
Source: the annotation of a GenBank genome assembly
AUGAGAGUGGGAGGGUGGGUGCUGGUGCUGUGUCUGGGGGAGGCGAGUAGUAUCGGGGGGGGUGGACUGGCCUCUGUACACUACGGAGUUGAAAAAUUCGUGGGCUGUAUUGCAGGAGGGGAUUGUGGGGCAGGGGGAGGGUGGGACUGGCAAUUGGGUCGGCUAGUUUGGGGCGGGGUGGGGGGCGCAAUGAUGAUGCAGGGGGCGAGGGGGGGGUGCUUUGGUGGGCUGUGGGGGCGGGUCGGGGUAGAGGAGGUAGUAGUCAUGGGAGAGCGAGGGGAGGGGGCCGGGGGGGCAGGGGGUGGGGGAGGGUGCGGGUUUGUGAGAGUGAUCGCGGGGGGGGAGGAGGGGGGGCGGGUGUGGGGGGGGGGGGGGGGGGGGGGGGGGGGGGGGGGGGGGGGGGGGGGGGGGGGGGGGGGGGGGGGGGGGGGGGGGGGGGGGGGGGGGGGGGGGGGGGGGGGGGAGGGGGGGGGUGGGGGGGGGGGGGGGGGGGGGGGGGGGGGGGGGGGGGGGGGGGGGGGGGGGGGGGGGGGGGGGGGGGGGGGGGGGGGGGGGGGGGGGGGGGGGGGGGGGGGGGGGGGGGGGGGGGGGGGGGGGGGGGGGGGGGGGGGGGGGGGGGGGGGGGGGGGGGGGGGGGGGGGGGGGGGGGGGGGGGGGGGGGGGGGGGGGGGGGGGGGGGGGGGGGGGGGGGGGGGGGGGGGGGGGGGGGGGGGGGGGGGGGGGGGGGGGGGGGGGGGGGGGGGGGGGGGGGGGGGGGGGGGGGGGGGGGGGGGGGGGGGGGGGGGGGGGGGGGGGGGGGGGGGGGGGGGGGGGGGGGGGGGGGGGGGGGGGGGGGGGGGGGGGGGGGGGGGGGGGGGGGGGGGGGGGGGGGGGGGGGGGGGGGGGGGGGGGGGGGGGGGGGGGGGGGGGGGGGGGGGGGGGGGGGGGGGGGGGGGGGGGGGGGGGGGGGGGGGGGGGGGGGGGGGGGGGGGGGGGGGGGGGGGGGGGGGGGGGGGGGGGGGGGGGGGGGGGGGGGGGGGGGGGGGGGGGGGGGGGGGGGGGGGGGGGGGGGGGGGGGGGGGGGGGGGGGGGGGGGGGGGGGGGGGGGGGGGGGGGGGGGGGGGGGGGGGGGGGGGGGGGGGGGGGGGGGGGGGGGGGGGGGGGGGGGGGGGGGGGGGGGGGGGGGGGGGGGGGGGGGGGGGGGGGGGGGGGGGGGGGGGGGGGGGGGGGGGGGGGGGGGGGGGGGGGGGGGGGGGGGGGGGGGGGGGGGGGGGGGGGGGGGGGGGGGGGGGGGGGGGGGGGGGGGGGGGGGGGGGGGGGGGGGGGGGGGGGGGGGGGGGGGGGGGGGGGGGGGGGGGGGGGGGGGGGGGGGGGGGGGGGGGGGGGGGGGGGGGGGGGGGGGGGGGGGGGGGGGGGGGGGGGGGGGGGGGGGGGGGGGGGGGGGGGGGGGGGGGGGGGGGGGGGGGGGGGGGGGGGGGGGGGGGGGGGGGGGGGGGGGGGGGGGGGGGGGGGGGGGGGGGGGGGGGGGGGGGGGGGGGGGGGGGGGGGGGGGGGGGGGGGGGGGGGGGGGGGGGGGGGGGGGGGGGGGGGGGGGGGGGGGGGGGGGGGGGGGGGGGGGGGGGGGGGGGGGGGGGGGGGGGGGGGGGGGGGGGGGGGGGGGGGGGGGGGGGGGGGGGGGGGGGGGGGGGGGGGGGGGGGGGGGGGGGGGGGGGGGGGGGGGGGGGGGGGGGGGGGGGGGGGGGGGGGGGGGGGGGGGGGGGGGGGGGGGGGGGGGGGGGGGGGGGGGGGGGGGGGGGGGGGGGGGGGGGGGGGGGGGGGGGGGGGGGGGGGGGGGGGGGGGGGGGGGGGGGGGGGGGGGGGGGGGGGGGGGGGGGGGGGGGGGGGGGGGGGGGGGGGGGGGGGGGGGGGGGGGGGGGGGGGGGGGGGGGGGGGGGGGGGGGGGGGGGGGGGGGGGGGGGGGGGGGGGGGGGGGGGGGGGGGGGGGGGGGGGGGGGGGGGGGGGGGGGGGGGGGGGGGGGGGGGGGGGGGGGGGGGGGGGGGGGGGGGGGGGGGGGGGGGGGGGGGGGGGGGGGGGGGGGGGGGGGGGGGGGGGGGGGGGGGGGGGGGGGGGGGGGGGGGGGGGGGGGGGGGGGGGGGGGGGGGGGGGGGGGGGGGGGGGGGGGGGGGGGGGGGGGGGGGGGGGGGGGGGGGGGGGGGGGGGGGGGGGGGGGGGGGGGGGGGGGGGGGGGGGGGGGGGGGGGGGGGGGGGGGGGGGGGGGGGGGGGGGGGGGGGGGGGGGGGGGGGGGGGGGGGGGGGGGGGGGGGGGGGGGGGGGGGGGGGGGGGGGGGGGGGGGGGGGGGGGGGGGGGGGGGGGGGGGGGGGGGGGGGGGGGGGGGGGGGGGGGGGGGGGGGGGGGGGGGGGGGGGGGGGGGGGGGGGGGGGGGGGGGGGGGGGGGGGGGGGGGGGGGGGGGGGGGGGGGGGGGGGGGGGGGGGGGGGGGGGGGGGGGGGGGGGGGGGGGGGGGGGGGGGGGGGGGGGGGGGGGGGGGGGGGGGGGGGGGGGGGGGGGGGGGGGGGGGGGGGGGGGGGGGGGGGGGGGGGGGGGGGGGGGGGGGGGGGGGGGGGGGGGGGGGGGGGGGGGGGGGGGGGGGGGGGGGGGGGGGGGGGGGGGGGGGGGGGGGGGGGGGGGGGGGGGGGGGGGGGGGGGGGGGGGGGGGGGGGGGGGGGGGGGGGGGGGGGGGGGGGGGGGGGGGGGGGGGGGGGGGGGGGGGGGGGGGGGGGGGGGGGGGGGGGGGGGGGGGGGGGGGGGGGGGGGGGGGGGGGGGGGGGGGGGGGGGGGGGGGGGGGGGGGGGGGGGGGGGGGGGGGGGGGGGGGGGGGGGGGGGGGGGGGGGGGGGGGGGGGGGGGGGGGGGGGGGGGGGGGGGGGGGGGGGGGGGGGGGGGGGGGGGGGGGGGGGGGGGGGGGGGGGGGGGGGGGGGGGGGGGGGGGGGGGGGGGGGGGGGGGGGGGGGGGGGGGGGGGGGGGGGGGGGGGGGGGGGGGGGGGGGGGGGGGGGGGGGGGGGGGGGGGGGGGGGGGGGGGGGGGGGGGGGGGGGGGGGGGGGGGGGGGGGGGGGGGGGGGGGGGGGGGGGGGGGGGGGGGGGGGGGGGGGGGGGGGGGGGGGGGGGGGGGGGGGGGGGGGGGGGGGGGGGGGGGGGGGGGGGGGGGGGGGGGGGGGGGGGGGGGGGGGGGGGGGGGGGGGGGGGGGGGGGGGGGGGGGGGGGGGGGGGGGGGGGGGGGGGGGGGGGGGGGGGGGGGGGGGGGGGGGGGGGGGGGGGGGGGGGGGGGGGGGGGGGGGGGGGGGGGGGGGGGGGGGGGGGGGGGGGGGGGGGGGGGGGGGGGGGGGGGGGGGGGGGGGGGGGGGGGGGGGGGGGGGGGGGGGGGGGGGGGGGGGGGGGGGGGGGGGGGGGGGGGGGGGGGGGGGGGGGGGGGGGGGGGGGGGGGGGGGGGGGGGGGGGGGGGGGGGGGGGGGGGGGGGGGGGGGGGGGGGGGGGGGGGGGGGGGGGGGGGGGGGGGGGGGGGGGGGGGGGGGGGGGGGGGGGGGGGGGGGGGGGGGGGGGGGGGGGGGGGGGGGGGGGGGGGGGGGGGGGGGGGGGGGGGGGGGGGGGGGGGGGGGGGGGGGGGGGGGGGGGGGGGGGGGGGGGGGGGGGGGGGGGGGGGGGGGGGGGGGGGGGGGGGGGGGGGGGGGGGGGGGGGGGGGGGGGGGGGGGGGGGGGGGGGGGGGGGGGGGGGGGGGGGGGGGGGGGGGGGGGGGGGGGGGGGGGGGGGGGGGGGGGGGGGGGGGGGGGGGGGGGGGGGGGGGGGGGGGGGGGGGGGGGGGGGGGGGGGGGGGGGGGGGGGGGGGGGGGGGGGGGGGGGGGGGGGGGGGGGGGGGGGGGGGGGGGGGGGGGGGGGGGGGGGGGGGGGGGGGGGGGGGGGGGGGGGGGGGGGGGGGGGGGGGGGGGGGGGGGGGGGGGGGGGGGGGGGGGGGGGGGGGGGGGGGGGGGGGGGGGGGGGGGGGGGGGGGGGGGGGGGGGGGGGGGGGGGGGGGGGGGGGGGGGGGGGGGGGGGGGGGGGGGGGGGGGGGGGGGGGGGGGGGGGGGGGGGGGGGGGGGGGGGGGGGGGGGGGGGGGGGGGGGGGGGGGGGGGGGGGGGGGGGGGGGGGGGGGGGGGGGGGGGGGGGGGGGGGGGGGGGGGGGGGGGGGGGGGGGGGGGGGGGGGGGGGGGGGGGGGGGGGGGGGGGGGGGGGGGGGGGGGGGGGGGGGGGGGGGGGGGGGGGGGGGGGGGGGGGGGGGGGGGGGGGGGGGGGGGGGGGGGGGGGGGGGGGGGGGGGGGGGGGGGGGGGGGGGGGGGGGGGGGGGGGGGGGGGGGGGGGGGGGGGGGGGGGGGGGGGGGGGGGGGGGGGGGGGGGGGGGGGGGGGGGGGGGGGGGGGGGGGGGGGGGGGGGGGGGGGGGGGGGGGGGGGGGGGGGGGGGGGGGGGGGGGGGGGGGGGGGGGGGGGGGGGGGGGGGGGGGGGGGGGGGGGGGGGGGGGGGGGGGGGGGGGGGGGGGGGGGGGGGGGGGGGGGGGGGGGGGGGGGGGGGGGGGGGGGGGGGGGGGGGGGGGGGGGGGGGGGGGGGGGGGGGGGGGGGGGGGGGGGGGGGGGGGGGGGGGGGGGGGGGGGGGGGGGGGGGGGGGGGGGGGGGGGGGGGGGGGGGGGGGGGGGGGGGGGGGGGGGGGGGGGGGGGGGGGGGGGGGGGGGGGGGGGGGGGGGGGGGGGGGGGGGGGGGGGGGGGGGGGGGGGGGGGGGGGGGGGGGGGGGGGGGGGGGGGGGGGGGGGGGGGGGGGGGGGGGGGGGGGGGGGGGGGGGGGGGGGGGGGGGGGGGGGGGGGGGGGGGGGUGUCGUAUGAGUCUUAUUGGCUUACGUUUAAUUUUUGGUUCAGUCACCCUGUGGUAAUGGGGGAAUGGGGGUGGUUGGGAGGGCGGCACAUUGUAUGCAUGCUGGUUAGGUUUCUGGUGCUUUUGAUUAUGUGUUGGAGCUGGGGGGAGUGGAGGGCGAAGGGGAAAGUUGCGGGCGCAGCCCGGGGACGAGGAGGGGAGCGUGGUAAGUCAGUGGGGGGACAGGGGGGUUGGGGGGGGGGCUGGAUGAUUGUGAUGACAUUGAUUCCUCUGUUUGAUGAUGACACUGGACUUCUCAUCCUGGCUGGAAUGGGAGACACUGUGAUUGACUGCUUUGAAGUGUCUUCCUCUGAGCCUGUGCUUACACAAGUGAGCCACUGUCUCACAGAUGCAUCGACUCGAGGCGUUUGCCUGGUGCCUAAACUAGAACUGGACAUCAUGUCUUGUGAAGUUAUGCGCGCUCUUCAGCUCACAGACAACAACAUUGUGCCCGUCAGUUAUCAAGUCCCUCGGAAGAACUCAGGCCAUGAGUUCCAUGAAGACCUGUACCCAGACACAGACGGUCCAAUCGCUGCCAUGUCUGCUGACGAGUGGUGGCGAGGGGGGAACAAACAGGUGGAAAAAGUCAGUCUUAAUCCAGACAAACGACCCAAGACCAGUCAAACAUCAGUGAAGAAGGCGGAGGCCAGCAGCAAAACCAAGAACGAUGUGGCGCGUGCUUGCUCCACUUCCAGCAGUCCUCUGAGCACCCCCAGCAGCAGUGCAGCCCCGUCCCGCUCUCCCUCCUCCACCUCAGGCCUCUCCUCUGGAUUUGUCCCCAGCCCGAGUCCCAGCCAAAGCACCAAGGCCAUCCACAGCCUGCUGGGUCCCAGCACAAAGUUCCGUCACAUUCAGGGCUCUGUGAUGCACAAAGACUCUCACAUCACCAACAUCAGGAACCUGAACCUGACCACGCCCGGAGAGUGCGACGGCUUCUGCGUCAACAACCAACUAGUGGCUGUUCCUCUGGCUACCUCCGGGGGGCAGAUCGCUGUCUUUGAGCGUUCCAAACCUGGCAGACAACCGGACACAAAUGUGCCCACAGUUCAGAACUCUGUGAAUGUGGCUGACCUCUGCUGGGACCCCUUUGACACACAUCGUCUGGCUGUUGCCGGAGAAGAUGCCAAGAUCCGUGUGUGGCAGGUGCCAGAGGGAGGCCUUGUCGAGACCCUGACUGAACCCGAGCUCAUACUUCGAGGGCACAGUGAGAAGAUUUACUCUAUAAAGUUCCACCCUCUGGCCAGUGGGCUGCUGGUGUCCUCGUCCUACGAUUUCACUGUGAGACUCUGGAACCUGGAAAGUGGCGAGGAAAUCAAAAUCCUGUCCGGACACGAAGACCAGGUGUUUGGCAUGGCAUGGAGUCCAGAUGGCAAGCUUCUGGCAACAGUUUGUAAAGAUGGGAAAGUUAGAAUCUAUGACCCUCGCCAGUCAGGAGCUCCGGUGCAGGAGGGUCCCGGUCCUGAGGGGCACAGAGGGGCGCGUAUCGUGUGGGUGUGUGAGGGCAAGUACCUGCUGGUGUCUGGAUUUACCCAUCAAAGUGAGAGAGGUCUGUAUUUGUACUUGGCUGAGGCUCUGUCGUCUGGAGCAGUGUGUAACAUUAAUGUGGACGUCUCUCCUUCGACCCUGAUCCCAUUUUAUGACCCCGAUACCAGCGUGGUCAUCCUCACCGGAAAAGGUGACACUCGAGUUAACAUCUAUGAGAUUGUCCCUGAAAGUCCUUAUUUUAUCGAGUGUAGCAGCUUCACCACUCCUGAGCCUCACAAGGGUUUAGCUUUUCUGCCCAAGACUGCUUGCAAUGUCCGGGAGGUGGAGAUAGGAGUGGCAAUGAUGCUCACCAAGACCACCAUCGAGCCCGUCGCCUUCAAAGUCCCACGGGUGAAGAAAGAUUUCUUCCAAGAUGAUGUGUACCCACACACGGCUGUGUGUUGGGAGGCAGCUCUGACGGUCUCUGCGUGGCUCUCCGGCUCCAAUGGUGAACACAAGAGGAUGAGCCUCAAGCCUAAAGACAUGACUCCAGUGAGUGAAGCCCCCAAGGAAGCUACCGUGAGGAAGUACAUGCCUUCAUCGUUUUACCUUGAGGAGAAAUCAGACGAGCAAAAGAAAGAGGAGCUACUCAGUGCUAUGGUGGCUAAACUUGGGAACCUGGACGACGAGCCGCUGCCACAGGAAGCAUUCGAGGGAGUGGAUGAGGAUGAGUGGGAUGACUAG